ACCAGUAACACCACCAUAAACCCUCAACCUUCGUUUACACACACAAUUCCGCAAACUCCCCAGCAGCCGACCGAGCAAUGGGUGACCCCCGAGCCGAAGCGGCUCUACUAAAGCAUUACCGGCUCCAGGACCCCUUUCCCGAAGCCUGGUCUGACCCAAUCGAAGAGGCUCAAAUCAUCCAGCGGAAGCAGUCCCGUGCAUCGACCUCCCGCUAUUCCAUCCUUCAAGAGGAGGGGACAUCCGCGUCUCUAAAGGGUCUCGUGGGUGGCGAUGCGUAUUCUGCUGGGGUAAUACCCGAAGACGAACCAGACCCACUGGGGACGGUUGGCUCGGUCGUGCGUGUGCUUGGGAAGAGGGGACUACCGGUGAGGGAUAAUGUGCGGUUACGUUAGUUUCUCUUUGCUCCUUUUGCUAGUCGGGCUCUAACUGUGGUGAUGCAUGAUAGGUAAUCGUUACCUCGUAUCUUCAAAGACAUUCUCGCCAACUGCUUUCCUGCGCGACGUUCAUGCCAAUACCCCGUCUCCGACUUUGCAGCAGGGUCUUAAUAAUCUGAGUACUUCCAUCGCACAGAAAUCAGGUUCUCUUAAGCUUUUAGUCGAGUCGAACUUUGAUCGUUUCGUCGCUGCGAAGGGCACUAUCGAGGGUGUUUACAAAGAGAUGAAGGAGAACUCGUUCCUAGACAAGGACAGGGAGAGCGAAUGGGGUGUUGGGAGAAUCAGGGGUUAUCUGAACGACGCUGGGGUGAAGGCGGAUGAGUUAUUCGGUCCGGCGAUGAGAGGUCGGGGGAGAGAGGAGGGAUUGAGAUUGGCUCUGGUUGUGCUGGAGAAGCAUAGAGUUAUGCUUGAGAUGCCAGGUAGUUUGUCGGAGUGUAUUAAACGGAAGGAUUAUGAAUCUUUGAUAGAGGAGUACCAGAAAGCUCGGAGCUUCCUCGGGGAGUCUAGGAAGCUUGUUCCCGCUGGCGGUGUUGCGCCUAUUAAGGAAGACCAUGUUCAUCAAUUGGUCAUUGCGGAGACUAUGUGGGCGGAGGUCACGAUUGCAAUUGAGGACUUCAAGAGAGACACGUGGAAGCGACUGGUUGAGUGCCCGACCGAAGGAAAUUUACAUAUGGAGCUUAUCGGUAUUCUGCUCGAGCUGGGUGUUGAUGAUAACCCUGUUUGGCUUUGGCUUAUUAGCCGCUAUGAUUAUCUCAAGAAUAGGAUUGUGACUAUUUUUGAGAGGUCAAGGGUGGAGAUAGAAGGUUUGUUACUAUGCUCCAUAUGUAAGGAAGUCGUUCUGAAAGUUUUAUCUCUUUCAAGUUCUUCGCCGCAAGAUCGCGGAAGCUCCAUCGCCGUCACCAAAGUCUGUUGCGGGUCACCUCCGGUCACCUUCCCGGCGAGCUCAUGUUGAUUCUUCAAAAUCCCUAGACACCCAACUAAUAAUAUCCUUCUGGGAGUUGGUGUACUCUUCCCUGUCGGCCCUCCUGUCACCUUCUUCCGGACUUGUAGGAGAACUUUUAUCAUUUCAAAAGACCACGCAAUCCUUCAUUGACGGUGACAACCUCCUUCCCGUUGGCAUCGAUGAUCAAUCCCGCAAGCACCAUCGUAUUGACCCUUACGAUGUCAGGAAACUUCAGGAAGGGAUCUGCGAAUUGGCUAUAAUGAUUAGGGAUUGUCUUACCAAAUUUUACACGGAACCACCCGUAGAGGACAUCAGUUCCAUGUAUUCCCCAAUCCCAGCAACCCCCUUGUCUGCAAACGCCCCCGGGCAGGAUCCCAACUUCCCACCGCCAGGCCCUUCCGCGCCGGGGGCACAGGCUCAAAAGGGCGAGGAUGAGGCUUACGCCUUUAUACCUCCGGGGACAAAUAGUUUGAGCGGAAUGCACUACAUGGGCAAGAUACUGGUGCUCACGGGAAAUGCAUCUGUGGCGUUAUGCGAGAUGGUUGGCCGUUUUGGGCGAACGGGCAUUGCUGAUCAGUUCCGAGCGAUGGUCUCCGGGAGUCGAGAACGGGCGGUUUUGGCGGUGUGUGCGGCUUGGUUGAGAGACGCUGGGAAUUGCAAGCUCUUGGAGGAUUGGACGAGAGCAGGUGAUAAUAGGGAUGUUACGAGAAUGCCUGGACUUUUUGGAGCAUUCGAGAGGGAAGUCAUCAGCGGUAUGCAAGCUAUCGUAUACUUGGAUAAGGUUGUGAGGAGUGAUGGUAGCGUUAUCGUGUGUGCACCAGUUCCCGCUCUCCUCGCAUUGUUUGUUGACGCGAUUUCUACAGCCUCCGCCGUCCGCCAAACUUCUCUCACACGUCCGCGCACAGUUUGUGAGGUCACUUUAUAAGUCACUUCAGGGCAUGGUUGAGAAUGCCAAAAAGCCACUUGACUUGGAUGCCUGGGAUGAGGAUCAGACAGAUCUUGCAAGUCCCGUAACCAGUGUUGCGCCGAGGAACCUGACGGCGUAUUCCGUCGACUCGAAGGAUAAAAAUGUCCGAAUCUUGUUGACGUUAAGCAAUCUUCAAUUGCUCAGGAACGACGUAGUGCCUGAGUUAAUAGGCGUUUUUGAAAACGCAUUUUCGGUCAAGUUGACUGAUGAGAGCAAGGUACUCCUCCUUAUUAAAACCAUGGAGUGCAACGCUAAAAGUUGCCCGAACAGACAAUCCGAGACGCCCAAUCCCAAAUCGAUGCCCAGCUCUUCGAAGAAUACACCAAACCCCUCGUAUCUUCUCUAUCAGACACCAUCCGCCUCGGUGUCCUCUCCCCCACCUGGCCCCCCCCACCGGGGAAACUCGCAACCUCCGUGCGCCCAUACAUCUACACAGCCCUGCUAUCCCUGGUCCUCGUCCACUCGCAAAUCACCACCACAGCGCCAUCACUAACACACCCCAUCCUCUCAUACCUCCUAGAGACCGUAUCCGAGGAACUCCUUGAAGCCUUCAAGCAACGCCGCAAGUUCUCCCUUGGCGAGCUCCUCCAGGCCGCUCUAGACGUGGAGUUUGUCAAUCAGACUCUGAGUCAGUACAAUACACCGCGCGCGUCGGAGCUCCAGCAGGGGGUUUAUGUCGAGCUGGAUCGUGGCAGUGAUGCGGAAGCUAGGUUGGGGCUGAGGGAGGGAUUGGGCGGGAUGAAGAAGAUUUUGGGGGAACUGAGGGGGGGAUCGAGAGCUGAGUUGUGGGUUUCCCUUACCGUUCCCAUGUUUAUCAAAUUUGGCAAGAUGAGCCGGCUAAUUCAUGGUGGUGGUGUAGUCUGUGUUUUAGGGCGAAAAAGAGCUCGUCUAAGAAGGCAGCGGCGAAUGCUGAGGGGUAGAAGUGGGUUUUGUACAGUAGUGUUUUGUAGUGGAUCUACUGCUGCUGAUAAAGUGUUGGGGCGUUUUGGGAUGCUAUCUCGUAAACCAAUCUGCUUUUUUUUUAUUAUAUAUAUUUGUAGGUUGAGUAUAUGAUAUCUAAGUCUGUAAUACGUGUGAACAUUUUUUCAUUCAUUCUUUUCUUUUUCCUCUCUUGGUAGAGAUGUUCCGAGCCAUUGGCGGUAUUCUUUUAGCUCACUCCACGAUCCUUUCACCGCCCCAACGCACAAGAAUAUCGCACAACACCAUGAGCUAUUCAUGAUAUGCACCGUACCCUCCGUACGAUACCCGGCGAUCGCAGCGCUAUGCCCGAGCGCAGUACUACCAGUAUAUACAGCACAGUAUAUAGAUAGAAACACUGACAAACCAACCCAGCGCGAUUCACGUCAAACUAUUGUGAUAUAAUUUACUUGGAGCGUUCCACACCCCGAACCCACCACACCAUCCAACAUCUUAUCUAUUUGCUCCUUCCUCCCUUCCUUCCCUCCCUCCCUUUUUCUUUCUUUCUUUCUUCCUUUCCUUCUUUCCUUCUUUCCUGCUUUCUUUUAUACAACGCGAGUUCAAUUCUUUAAAGAGUGCUCUAGUUCAGAUAUAUCAUACAGUCCAGUACUUGUAACACAAAUUUUACCCUAUUGAAAGUUUGCCUGUCGCAUCAAAUUAUAUAUAACAGCUGUCUUAUGAUAUGGUAUGGUAUGGUAAUAUCGUAGCUAUUGUAACGAGAGCAAGAAAAAAAGAAAAAAAGAAAAGGUACUGUACAAUGUAUGUCUCGUAAAUUCCUAAAAAUAAAAAAUAAAAAAAGAACGCUUCUCC
Messenger RNA from Tuber aestivum (summer truffle), 4111 nucleotides. Lineage: Eukaryota; Fungi; Ascomycota; Pezizomycetes; Pezizales; Tuberaceae. The record is from the annotation of a GenBank genome assembly.